Messenger RNA from Ailuropoda melanoleuca (giant panda), 2825 nucleotides. RefSeq lists its product as uncharacterized. Lineage: Eukaryota; Metazoa; Chordata; Mammalia; Carnivora; Ursidae. The transcript is spliced from 3 exons. The record is from RefSeq and is a predicted model, not a curated record. The coding region runs from base 279 to 989 and encodes 236 amino acids.
GUUGAGCCCUUGAAAGAAAAUUAAAGAGCUGUAAGCCGGGGACCCUGAGCCAGGGGCAUGAAGGGCGGGGCACACUUGGCCAGGUUUGUUUCCCCCUGAAGAACCACGCCGGCCAGGCAGGGACCGGGCCCAUCAGUGGUGCCGCGGGCGCAGAGGACAGGGCUCACUAGGCUUUGGGCCAUCUGGCGAAACAGGCGUGUGGAAAGCGAGUCUAGGAGCAAAACGGGGUUGCGUUGCCAGGCACAGCUGAGAGCCCUUCCGUUUGGGGACACCGAUGUAUGCAGAUAGCGGUGGACCCUGGGGUGGUGUCUUUCACCAGCAGCACGCGGCCGCGGAGGUACCGGCUGAGAAAGGGGAGCGAAGGCGGCAUUGCCAGGCGCGGGGAUGAGAAGACACCGGCUUGCACAGUUAGGGAAUCGGAAAGAGCGCCACGGGACGCACAGGCCACAGAAUCUACACGGCACAAGAGAAACGGGAAGAGAGGAGAGCGCCGCCCGCAGCAAGCCGGGUCCCGUGGGAGCGACGCACAGCGCAGCCGCAACUGCGGGCGGGACACACGCGAGGAAGGAGACGCUCCGGCGCCUGCUGUCGCAGGGGGCGCUGCUUCACAGCAUCACCGCUCCAGCGUGAGCCGGCGGGAGGUGUCCGCGGAAGAGGACCGGCGCAGAAGGUCUGUCUGGACGUCGCCUGGAUCAUCCCUGCGAGGUCGAAGGCACCCGGGAAGAAGGCAGGAUUUGAAAUGGGAGAGACCUGGGCGCCAGAUGGGUCAGCUCAGCCUUGGUGAAGACUGUGGGCCAGGGAGGGGCCACAGAUGGAAGGCAAGGAGACUAGCUGCAAAAACAUUGACUGGUGGCUCGUCGUGUCCCAGAAAUUUAUUCUUCAAGACAUCCUUUGAGCCAGCAGCCGCCACUGUCAAAAUGCCCCCCCCCUCUCUGGCAGUGUGGAGGCCUCUGCCAAGACCAUGGCAAAUCCUCACUCACUCUCUCUGAAACAACUCCUCGCAUUCCGUAGCCCUGGCUCCUGCUUGCCGCACUCAAACACAGCUGUUAUCACCCGUGCGAAAUCAGCAGUACCGUUCCAGGCAAUAAAAUGACUACGAAACACCAGUCUUUGCACUGGGGGUCAGCUAAGGGGCCAAAUAUAAACCGUCCACUCAAGCCUGCCAAGUCAGUCAAUCCCACCCACCAUACCUCUCAGGCCUGGUCCAAGUCCAACACGGGGGUGUGGAGGAAGAGAAUGGCCCAGAAACCGUGGCCUCCCCUGACUGCAGCAGCCUUCGCAGGGGCGGGCAGCUGGAUGGCACCCACCUAGGUUCUGAGCUGGGAACACCGGCUGAACUAUGGACCCACGACCCAGCACUCAGAGCAAAUUCCUGUACCCCAGCCUCAGCAGAGUACAGAGCAGCAGAAGCCCCUGCACCAGCAGAGACUCAUUCCUAGCCACACUGGCCGCCCCUGCCCCCUGAAAAUGGCAGAAAUCCCCGCAUCGGAGAGCACCAGACUGCCCACUGCUUUGUGUCUGCUUGGAGCCCUCCGCAGCACCGGCCGCGGGCGUAGCCACAUAUGCAUGUGUAAACUCUUCCCAACAAGGGGCCCUGCCUCCUUGAUUCUGUAAUGAUCAGACCUAACGGAGCACAGCAAAGUAUUCCUCCCAGAAUUCCCUAACUCCAGGCCUGGAUGUCCCAUUGCCUACUCACCUUCUCCACUUGGAUGGAGAAAUGGACAUCUCAAAGUUAACAUGCCCAGAAGCUUCCCUCUCGAACUUGUCCUGCUUUCCUUCUUCCCCAUCUUGGGCAAUGCCAGAACCAUCCUUCCAGUUCCUCAGGCCACAAACCUUCAAAUCAAAACCCACAUCCUGUCCAAGGACUGUCUCUUCGAGGUAUAUACAGGGUCCCACUGCUUUCUCGCCUCCAAACACAAGCCACAGCCAUUUUUCUCCUGGGUUAUUAUAACAGUCUCCUAAAUGUCUCUCUUACACCCUUCCCCCUCCUCAGACUAGUCUCACCUGGAAGCCGCUGUUGCCUUAAAAAGAAUAAGUCAGACCACACCAUACUCAGCUAAAAAAACUCUCCAAAGGGUCCUCAUCUCACUCAGAGUACUUACAAUGGCCCAUGAAGCUCUACACAAUCUGGUACACAUGGACACACACACACACACACACACACACACCCCUUUCCUCUCUGACCUCCUCUCCUGUUCCUCAUCCCCUUGCUCACCCUGGCGUCUUGUUCUUCCUUGAAUAUGCCAUCCCUGGUUCUGCCUCAGGGCCUUUGCACUUGCUAUCUCCUUUGCCUGAAGGGCCCUUCCCUUCUUCACCAAAAUAUCACUAUAGUUCUCUGUGAUAGUUUUACAACAUGCUCACCAGUUCUUUGAUGGUCUCCCCCUUCAGGAGGUGGAGCCUAAUUUCCCUCCUCUUGACCUAGUGGCGCAACUCUAAGGAACAGAAUGCAGCAGAGCAAUGGUGUGGGACUUCAGGGACUAUGUCAUAAAAGGCACUGCAUCUUCCCCCUCAUUUGCUCUCUCUUGGAUCACUCCCUCUAGGGGAAGUCAGCUUCCAUGUCAUGAGGACAGUCAGAUGGCUCUGUGCAGAGGUCUACACGGUACGAAAGCAAAAGCGAGGCCUCCUGCCCAGAGCCGCAGGAGGGAGCAACCGUGGAGGCAGACCCGUCGACUCCAGACAGGCCUUCAGGGGAUGCGACCCCAGCCAUCAGCUGGACUCCAGCCUCAUGAGAGAUCCGGGGCCACAACCACCUGGCUAAGCUGCUCUGAAAUUCCCCACCCUCAGAAACUGAGAGAUAAUAAACCUUUGCUGCUUUAAGCUUCCAA